AUGGAUAUCAAGACAUACGUAUCAGAUUCCCUCCUUCGCCUUACUGGCGCAUCCGAUCCCACCGUCAUCGAUUUCAUCCUUGCCACGGCGUCCUCCGCAAAAUCAUCCGGCGCGUUACGAGAGAAACUGGAACCAUUCCUCGAUCCGGAAGCCGGAGAUAUUGACCCUUUCGUCUCAGAGCUAUGGUCUCGAGCUGGGAAACCAGGCUCCGGCGGGAAUUUGGAAAAACAAAAGAAGCCUGAAGCGACGGCGAAAAAGAGAUAUCGGCUGGUUGAAAUGGAAGACGAUGUGUCAGAUCAACCGGGAUUGGCACCGAUGGAUGCGGAGAAGACAAAGCGCAGGGAGCGCAAUGGGGAUAGUAGGUCGCGUGGUGACAAGGAAGAGAAAAGGAAAAGGGGUCGGGAUGCGGAAGGUUCAGGGCGUCAUCGUUCGAGAAAAUUACGGCGGAUCGAGGAGAGAGAUUUUGAAGACCGUUGGGGUGACGAACAGGUACCGGAAGAUGAAAUAGAACGCCAUGAUAGAGCUGAGGACCUUGUUGAGGGAUCCCUGGGACAACGAGAUGGUUCUCCUUCUGUAGCCUCCGUCAGCUCUGAUGCUGACGAGGGCACGAAACGCGAGAAGGCAAGACAGCGCGACCUCAAGGAACGCGAUGAAUUUGCAAAACGGCUGGCGAAGAAGGACGAAGAAAGAUCAAAAAAAAUUGUUGAAGAUCGCUCAUCCACCAAGAAUAGCGACGUAGCGCGAAGGCGUGCUUUGGCUGAAGAUGCCGCAGCGAGGGAGGCUGCCAUGCCCGAUCUCCGACUUCGCUCCCGCCAAGAGUAUCUGAAAAAGCGUGAAGCAGAAAGACUGGCAUUGCUGCGCAAGCAAGUCGCUGAAGAAACCGCCGAGUUAAGGGAGAAUCCCACACUGACCCGACGUGAAAAGGAGGAAUUCGCAAAAAAUCGCGAACUUCUUCGGCUUGCAGAAGAGAGAUCCCGAAUAGAUGACCAUAGGGAUGGCUAUAUGUUACCAGAGGAUUACAUUACAGAGAAAGGGAAGAUAGAUCGGAAACGCAAAGAAGAGGCGCUCUACAAACGCUAUGUGGACAGAGACGAACGUGGACAAGAACGAUUUGUCACGGAGCACGAGGAAUGGGAGAUUGAACAGACUUCAAAGGCGAAAGCCCAGAUUAGCAGAGCGGAAUUCGUCGAUGAGGGCGACUACGAGUACGUGUUUGAUGACGCUCAAAAAAUCAAUUUCAUUAUGGAUUCAAAACUAGAGGGCGACCGGAAACCCCUAUCAAAAGAACAGCGAUUACUAGCGCAACAAAUUGAUGCAGCCGAGAAGAAGGCCGCUUCGAUCGAAGAAACCAGGAAGAGUUUACCCAUAUACCAAUUUCGCGAGGAGUUAUUACAAGCAAUUGCUGAUCAUCAGAUCAUUAUCAUAGUUGGAGAAACAGGAAGCGGGAAGACGACGCAGAUUCCCCAAUAUCUCCAUGAAGCUGGAUAUACAAAAGGCGGCAUGAAAAUUGGUUGUACGCAACCUCGCCGUGUAGCCGCUAUGAGCGUUGCUGCUCGUGUGGCGGAAGAGAUGGGCGUGAAAGUAGGAAACGAAGUUGGGUAUGCGAUCCGUUUUGAGGAUGCAACGAGUGAUAAAACGAUUUUGAAAUAUAUGACAGACGGCUUACUCCUAAAAGAGUUGUUGACGGAACCUGACCUUAGUCAAUACGCUGCAUUGAUGAUCGAUGAAGCGCACGAACGGACAGUUCCAACUGAUAUUGCUUGCGGCUUACUCAAGGAUAUUGCCAAAGCAAGGCCAGAUCUUAAGUUGCUGAUUUCCUCGGCUACCAUCGAUGCACAGAAGUUCCAAAAAUAUUUUGAUGAUGCUCCAAUUUUCAACAUUCCUGGGCGCAGAUAUCCUGUUGAUAUACAUUACACAUCUCAGCCGGAAGCUAACUACCUCGCAGCAGCCAUUACGACGGUUUUCCAGAUCCAUAUAACUCAGGGCAGAGGUGACAUCCUCGUGUUUCUGACAGGUCAAGAGGAGAUAGAAGCUGCAGAGCAAAAUCUUCAGGAGACUGCUAGAAAGCUGGGAGGAAAAGUACCCGAGAUGAUCAUUUGUCCGAUCUACGCCAACUUACCGUCAGAAUUACAGACUAAAAUCUUUGAACCUACUCCUCCUGGUGCUAGAAAGGUGGUCUUGGCAACGAAUAUUGCCGAAACGAGUUUGACUAUUGAUGGAAUUGUAUACGUGAUUGACCCGGGCUUUGUCAAGGAAAAUGUGUUCAACCCUCGCACCGGAAUGGAGAGUUUGGUUGUCACGCCAUGUUCUCGAGCAUCUGCAGGCCAAAGAGCAGGAAGAGCUGGCCGUGUUGGACCCGGCAAAUGCUUCCGACUCUACACUAAAUGGGCCUAUCAUAACGAGUUGGAAGCAAAUACCACCCCAGAAAUUCAGCGGACAAACCUGAGCAGUGUGGUUCUAAUGCUGAAGUCCCUUGGGAUUGACGAUCUACUGGAUUUCGAUUUUAUGGAUCCGCCUCCUGCUGAAACGCUCAUCCGUGCUCUUGAGCAGCUGUAUGCUCUUGGGGCCCUGAAUGAUCAUGGAGAACUCACCAAAAUCGGAAGACAAAUGGCAGAAUUCCCUACUGACCCCAUGCUCGCAAAGGCUAUCCUUGCUGCCGGUAAAUACGGAUGUGUCGAGGAAAUCCUGUCCAUUAUUGCUAUGCUUGGCGAGGCCAGUGCCUUAUUUUACAGGCCAAAGGAUAAAAAGAUCCAUGCAGACAGCGCUCGAGCACGGUUCACAGUAAAAGAUGGCGGCGACCAUCUAUCGCUUCUAAACAUCUGGAACCAGUGGGUCGACUCCGACUUCAGCUAUGUUUGGGCUAGAGAAAAUUUCCUCCAGCAACGAAGCCUCACGCGCGCUCGUGAUGUGCGAGAUCAAUUGGCCAAGUUAUGUGAUCGCGUUGAAGUGGCAGUUAGCACGGCUGGUGCCAACAAUCUGGUCCCCAUCCAGAAAGCGAUCACGGCGGGCUUCUUCCCCAACGCAGCACGCCUACAGCGGGGCGGCGACAGUUAUUGGACGGUGAAAAACGGUCAAACUGUCUAUCUCCAUCCGUCGAGCACGUUGUUCGAAGUGAACCCGAAAUGGGUUAUUUACCAUGAACUGGUUCUCACAAGCAAGGAGUACAUGCGGAGCAAUAUGCCGUUGCAGCCGGAGUGGCUUGUUGAGGUGGCGCCGCAUUAUCAUAAGCAGAAGGACUUGGAGACUCUAGCCAAUCGGAAGCUUGAGGUUUGUGCUGCAAUAGGAGCGCUCUCAUUGGACAAAAAUUGCCUCGGUUCGGCGAACAAGGAGCCGUCGAAUCGAAUGCGGAGAGCUCGAUCGCAAGGCCGCCGGCGCAAACCUAGGCAGGAUUCACGAGAAGCCGUGAUUUCGACAGAUCUGGCGGUGUCUUUUAACCAGUUCCAGAACCGUCUGAGAUACCCCAGAAACGCUCCUGAGCUGCAUUCCCAACCUCACGAAAUGUCGAAAACCUUCACGCCCACGGAGGUUGCCGAGCACAAGACCGCCGACAAGGGUCUCUACAUCAUUGUCGACUCCGGCGUGUACGAUAUCACCAACUUUGUCGACGAGCAUCCCGGAGGCGCGAAGAUCUUGAAGCGUGUCGCUGGAAAAGACGCCUCAAAGCAGUUCUGGAAGCGAGAGAUUGGAGAGCGCGGAUCGACGUCGUUGGAUAACGUUUUAUCCAAAACGUCAGAUCUAAUGAGCACAUCACACCCCUACCGCGCCAUUCGCGCAAAGUUCACCCCCGACACCAUCACCGUCUACCAAGCCUACUCCGCCGAGAUCGCCCUCCCUGCGGUCCGCGCCGGAAAGUUCGUGGCCCCAUUCAAACGCACACGCAUGACGUGGAUCAAACCCUCCUUCCUCUGGAUGGCCUACCGCUCCGGCUGGGCCUCAAAGCCCAACCAAGAGCGCAUCCUCGCCAUCGAAAUCUCCCGCGCCGGCUUCGAAUGGGCCCUCUUAAACAGCUUCGUAAACACCCACGAUCCCGCCUUCUACGGGGACCACCGGGCGCUGGAGGAGAGGAAGCGGAAUACGUGCGUCCGGGUGCAGUGGGAUCCGGAGCGGGAUUUUGGGUUUGAGCCGCUGCCGUAUAGGUCGAUUCAGGUUGGGUUGAGCGGGGAGGCGGUGGAGCGGUAUGUGGACGAGUGGAUUGUGGCGAUUGAGGAUGUGACUGAGUUGAUGGUUGGGAUGGGACGGCUGGUUGCUGAGGGGAAGAUCGAGGAGGCUAGGGAGUUGAUGCCGGUUGAGAAGGCGUACCCGCUCCCGGAAGAGGUUGCGAAGGUUGUGGGAGCGUCAUGA
This is a messenger RNA of Uncinocarpus reesii 1704, 4341 nucleotides long. Its product is annotated as ATP-dependent RNA helicase DHX8. The coding region runs from base 1 to 4341 and encodes 1446 amino acids. Lineage: Eukaryota; Fungi; Ascomycota; Eurotiomycetes; Onygenales; Onygenaceae. Gene Ontology annotation, molecular function: RNA binding; heme binding; ATP binding. Gene Ontology annotation, cellular component: intracellular anatomical structure; catalytic step 2 spliceosome. The record is from RefSeq and is a predicted model, not a curated record. The transcript is spliced from 5 exons.